UUCCUGCCACAUUCACAUCCUUUGUGAUAAUGUCGGCAGAGUAUGAAGAUAGACCUUCCAGAGACAAUGGCCCCGAGGGCAUGGAGCCAGAUGGGAUCAUUGAGAGCAACUGGAAUGAGAUCGUGGACAGUUUUGAUGACAUGAACCUGGGCGAGAAGCUGCUCAGAGGAAUCUAUGCCUAUGGUUUUGAGAAACCCUCCGCUAUUCAGCAGAGGGCCAUCCUCCCUUGUAUCAAGGGUUACGAUGUGAUUGCACAGGCUCAGUCUGGUACUGGGAAGACUGCCACCUUUGCCAUCUCCAUCCUGCAGCAGAUUGACAUGGAGCUGAAGGGCACACAGGCCCUGGUCCUGGCUCCCACCAGAGAGUUGGCUCAGCAGAUCCAGAAGGUGAUCCUGGCCCUGGGUGACUACAUGGGAGCCUCCUGCCAUGCCUGUAUCGGAGGGACCAACGUCCGUAACGAGGUCACCAAGCUGCAGGCUGAGGCCCCCCACAUAGUGGUGGGGACCCCUGGUCGCGUGUUCGACAUGUUGAACCGCAAAUACCUGGCCUCCAAGAACAUCAAGAUGUUUGUGCUUGAUGAGGCAGAUGAGAUGUUGAGCCGAGGGUUCAAGGACCAGAUCUACGAGAUCUUCCAGAAACUCCCCACCAGCACACAGGUGGUGCUGCUGUCUGCCACCAUGCCCCAGGACGUGCUCGAGGUCACCAAGAAGUUCAUGCGUGAGCCGAUCCGCAUCCUGGUCAAGAAGGAGGAGCUCACCCUGGAGGGUAUCCGCCAGUUCUACAUCAACGUGGAGAAAGAGGAGUGGAAGCUGGACACCCUGUGUGAUCUCUACGAGACCCUGACAAUCACCCAGGCUGUGAUCUUCAUCAACACCAGGAGGAAGGUGGACUGGCUCACUGAGAAGAUGCAUGCCAGGGAUUUUACUGUGUCUGCCCUGCACGGAGACAUGGACCAGAAGGAGAGGGACCUGAUCAUGAGAGAGUUCCGUUCAGGCUCCAGUAGGGUUCUCAUCACCACUGACCUGCUGGCCAGAGGUAUUGAUGUCCAGCAGGUGUCCCUGGUCAUCAACUAUGACCUGCCCACCAACCGGGAGAACUACAUCCACAGGAUUGGUCGAGGGGGUCGUUUUGGCCGCAAGGGCGUUGCAAUCAACAUGGUGACAGAGGAGGACAAGCGCACGCUGAGGGACAUCGAGACGUUCUACAACACCACUGUUGAGGAGAUGCCCAUGAAUGUGGCUGACCUCAUCUAGAUUCUGACGAUUCCCUUCUGCCCCGUCCCAAACCUUGUUUCCCCUCUCAACCCCCUCGGCUUCAACAAAACCCCAAACCCAACAUCCCUCUAUCCCUUAAAACAAGGAUCACUCAGAUCCUAGAGCCCGCCCCCUCUUGACCUGAAAUCCUAUUUCACCCAUGAUUCCCAUCCUUGGGAUUUGAAUACCGACUGGUGUUCUGCUAACUCAUUACAAAUGAUUUCUCUUACACUGGGGGUUCUGUGUUGUCCUCAUAGCCCGUUACUUUAGUAUGGUCAGAUAAGUCUAGUAUAGCGGAAGUCCUACUCCACCCCACACCACUUCCCCUUGUAUUUCCCAAGUCAAAAAUGCAUUGUCUUGAUGGGGUUGUUCCUUGUUUUUUAAACCCCUAACUCCCUGAGAUGGUUCUAAAUGAUGGGGUGCCCACACUAAAGACUGAGGUUUAGAACUGCUACUGGUUGAUUUGUUUUAAGACUCCCAAUAGUUCGAUAGAUGGCACACCCGUGCAUCUUUGCCAUAAUGGCCUUUGUGCAUUUUACAUUUGUUAUUUAGCAGAUGCUCUUAUCCAGAGCGACUUAUAGGAGCAAUUAGUGUUAAGUGCC
Molecule: messenger RNA, 1855 nt
Organism: Coregonus clupeaformis (lake whitefish)
Lineage: Eukaryota; Metazoa; Chordata; Actinopteri; Salmoniformes; Salmonidae
Product: eukaryotic initiation factor 4A-I
Exons: 11
Coding region: 30-1253 (407 amino acids)
Biological process (GO): cytoplasmic translational initiation
Cellular component (GO): cytoplasmic stress granule
Molecular function (GO): ATP binding; translation initiation factor activity; RNA helicase activity
Source: RefSeq, a predicted model, not a curated record